UGCUUGCCUGCCCUCUGUGCAGGCUGCAGAGCUGUCGGCCACUGGUGCCCAUAUGGCCAGGAGCAAGGGCACCCUCUGCACAUGGCUGGGCUGCCCCGGGCUGCUGGGCUGUUUCUUGCUGGGCUUUCUCGCAGGAUGGUUCACGAAACCGACCGAGAAGACGCCCAACUCUUCAGAUGUCUAUCAAAACGUGAGACAGAAACUUGUGGCUGAAAUGAAAGCAGAAAACAUCAAGCAAUUCCUUCGCUCGUUUACCAAGCUGCCUCACCUCGCAGGAACUGAACAGAAUCUUCUUCUUGCCAAACAAAUUCAAGGCCAGUGGAAGGAUUUUGGACUGGAUUCCGCAGAGCUCGUUCAUUAUGAUGUGCUGCUUUCAUACCCAAAUGAAAAGCAGCCAAACUACAUCUCAGUAAUUGACGAUCAAGGGAACGAGAUUUUCAAUACGUCGUUGUUUGAACCACCUCCCCGGGGGUAUGAAAACGUUACUGAUAUACUGCCACCUUAUAAUGCUUUUUCGGCACAAGGGGAGCCAGAGGCAGAUCUGGUAUACGUGAAUUAUGGCCGCACUGAAGAUUUUUUUAAGCUGGAGCGUGAAAUGGGAAUUAACUGUACAGGAAAGAUUGUCAUUGCCAGAUAUGGGAAGAUUUUCAGAGGAAACAAAGUUAAAAAUGCCAUAUUAGCAGGAGCCCAAGGGAUCAUACUUUAUUCAGAUCCUGCUGACUACUGCGCCCCAGGAGUAGAUGCUUAUCCAGAUGGCUGGAACCUUCCGGGCGGAGGAGCCCAGCGUGGGAAUGUGUUAAACCUGAAUGGAGCUGGGGACCCUCUAACACCAGGUUAUCCUGCGAAAGAGUACACUUUCAGGUAUAAAGUUAAUGAAGGUGUAGGGAUUCCCAAAAUCCCAGUUCAUCCCAUUGGAUAUCACGAUGCAGAAGUAUUAUUACGUGCAAUGGGAGGACGUGCAGCUCCAGACAGCAGCUGGAAGGGAAGUCUCAAUGUGCCGUAUAACAUAGGACCAGGAUUUGCAGACAACUCUUCUACAAGAAAAGUCAGAAUGCAUGUUCAUACAAGCAAUAAAAUAACACGAAUUUACAACAUCAUUGGCAUCCUCAGAGGAGCUGUGGAACCGGACAGAUACAUUAUUUUAGGGGGCCAUAGAGACUCCUGGGUAUUUGGCGGUAUCGAUCCAACUACGGGUGCAGCUGUUCUGCAGGAGGUUGUACGGAGUUUUGGUAAAAUGAAGAUGGAAGGUUGGAGGCCGAAGCGAACUAUUAUUUUUGCUAGCUGGGACGCAGAAGAAUUUGGAUUGUUGGGUUCCACAGAAUGGGCUGAGGAAAACGCCAGAGUCCUCCAGGAGCGGGCGGUUGCUUACAUCAACACAGAUUCUUCUAUAGAAGGUAACUACACAUUAAGAGUUGACUGCACCCCGCUUCUCUACAAACUGGUGUAUAAUCUGACAAAAGAGAUUUUAAGCCCUGAUGAGGGUUAUGAAAAUAAGUCUCUUUAUGACAGUUGGCUUGAGAAAGAUCCUUCAACCGACAAUGAUAGCUAUCCCAGAAUAAACAAACUGGGAUCAGGCAGUGAUUUUGAAGCUUACUUUCAGCGACUGGGAAUUGCGUCGGGCAGAGUCCGUUACACUAAGAACAGGAAAGCAGACAAAUUCAGCAAUUAUCCUGUUUAUCACACCGUGUAUGAGACCUUUGAGUUAGUGGAAAAGUUUUAUGACCCCACCUUCAAGAAACAGCUUACAAUUGCCCAGUUACGGGCCAAACUGGUUUAUGAACUGGCAGAUUCCCAGGUCAUUCCGUUUGACUGUAGAGAUUAUGGAGAAGCCUUAAAAGGAUAUAGCAAUAGAAUUUAUAAAUUGGCCAAGAAACAUGAAGAACAGCUGAAAACCUACAAAGUAUCAUUUGGGCAUAAUGUUCCAAGAGGGAAAUCCCGCUGUCCUUCCACGGCCUGCUGGAAGAACUGGUAUUUUUUACAUCCUCUUUUUUCUGCUGUGGUGAACUUCUCAAAGGCUGCUGCUGAAUUUCAUAGGAGACUUGAACAAGUUGACAAGAAAGAUCCAGUCGCAGUGCGAAUCAUGAACGAUCAGCUGAUGUUUAUAGAAAGAGCUUUCAUUGAUCCUCUUGGCUUACCAGGAAGGAAGUUUUACAGACAUGUCAUCUUUGCUCCAAGCAGUCACAACAAGUACGCUGGAGAGUCCUUCCCGGGGAUCUAUGAUGCCAUGUUUGACAUUGAAAGCCAAGCAGAUCAGCGUGGAGCCUGGGAAGAAGUCAAGAGGCAGAUUUCCGUUGCAGCCUUCACCGUGCAGGCAGCAGCAGAGACGCUGGAAGAAGUAGCGUAGGAUGAGGGCUUGGAAAAGCCCAGCCGAAUAGCAAAGUCUGAAAGGCGCUGUAGUCGGGCUAUGACAGCGUCCCCGUCUCUCCUGAGUGCCCGCCUGGCGGAGUUUCCAACCUUCUGCCUGCGUGCAAGCGUACAGGUGGGGUGAGAAGGAGCUCUGUGUAUCAAAGAGCUCCUGAGCUAGAAAUUACUGCUUUUCUGAUACUGACAAAACUGUAGCUUUAGGAACAACCCUAGGUGGAAGCAAAUGUGGAGGUGGGGAGAAAGAAGAAUCAGUCCCCAGUUAGAGUUUUCUGAAAGAUCUGCCGAUUUUGAGGACCCAUUAUUUUGGAGGUAGAAUUACAAACCCAGUUGUUGGCCAAGCUACCUGUGAAUCUCCCCUGUAGCAGUGAUCCACAGCACACGUUUCAAGAGAAAAAUUAAAGCACUGCUCAGCACGUGCA
Molecule: messenger RNA, 2783 nt
Organism: Chroicocephalus ridibundus (black-headed gull)
Lineage: Eukaryota; Metazoa; Chordata; Aves; Charadriiformes; Laridae
Product: N-acetylated-alpha-linked acidic dipeptidase 2-like
Exons: 20
Coding region: 53-2344 (763 amino acids)
Molecular function (GO): carboxypeptidase activity
Source: RefSeq, a predicted model, not a curated record